Molecule: messenger RNA, 2051 nt
Organism: Ipomoea nil (Japanese morning glory)
Lineage: Eukaryota; Viridiplantae; Streptophyta; Magnoliopsida; Solanales; Convolvulaceae
Product: pentatricopeptide repeat-containing protein At3g04760, chloroplastic-like
Exons: 1
Coding region: 116-1831 (571 amino acids)
Molecular function (GO): protein binding
Source: RefSeq, a predicted model, not a curated record
ACGUGGUUACCGGUGGCCUUAUCUUCAUCUGGAUGAUGUGCGACGGAGAUAGAUUCUGCGAACACAGCUUCUCAGGUGCUUCAUUUCUCCAUGAACAUCAAGAAACACUAACCCCAUGACAGUUUCCUUGUCUAAUCACCUCUUCCCUCGCACUCCUCUCUUCUUCAAGAAACUCCAACCCACCACAAAUCGCAACCGCAGCACCUCUGCAGUGAAAUGCAGAAGAAGCCAUGAAUUUAGGAACCGAAACCCCAUACAAAGACUCCACCUUUCCACCGAGAACUACAGAAAUACCUUAUCGCAGCCAAACGAUUUCAAAGAAGCCGACAUUAAGAGAGCGCUGUAUAGGUCUUGCGGGGCAGGGAAAUAUGGCGAAGCUCUGUAUCAUCUUGAAUCCAUGGUGAAGAUCGGGUACAAACCCGAUGUGGUUCUCUGUACAAAGCUUAUCAAGGGGCUUUUUAGGGUUAAGAAAGCUGAAAAGGCAGUGAAAGUGAUGCAGAUUCUGGAGCAAUUUGGGGAGCCAAAUGCUGUUACAUAUAAUGUUUUGAUUAGCGGAUUCUGUAAACUGAAUAGGGUUGAGGAAGCUAACAGGAUGUUGAAUAGGAUGAGAAUCCGAGGUUUUGUCCCUGAUGUUGUCACCUAUAAUAUAGUAAUAGGGAGUAUUUGUGGAAGGGGGAAGUUAGGGUUAGCUUUGAAGGUUUUGGAUCAGAUGAAGGAAGACAAGAAUUGUAAACCUAGUGUUGUGACAUACAAUAUCUUGAUGGAGGCUACACUCGUUAAAGGCGGGAUUGGUGGAGCAAUGAAGCUUCUAGAUGAGAUGUUGUCUCGAGGGCUUCGACCGACUAUAUAUACUUAUCAUGUAAUCCUCAAAGGGUUGUGUCGAGAAGGCAUGAUGGAUGAGGCGUUUGACUUCAUUCGGAGUUUGCCAGCUAAUGGCUGCAAACCCGUUGUGAUUUCGUAUAACAUUUUGUUGAAGGCAUUGUUGGACCGGGGGAAUUGGCACGAUAGGGAGAAGGUUUUGAGGGAGAUGUUGUCCGCGGGUUGUGAUCCGAAUUUGGUCACCUAUAGCAUCUUCAUGAUGUCAUUGUGUCGAGACGGGAGGCUAAACGAGGCAAUUCGCCUCUUGAGGAUUAUGAUGGAGAAAGGGUUAACCCCCAAUACGUUUUCCUAUAAUCCAUUGAUUUCCGCGUUUUGCAAGGAGGGGAGGCUAGAUUCGGCCAUCGAUGUGUUGGAUGACAUGAUCUCGAAUGGCUGCUCGCCCAACAUGGUGAACUACAACACCAUCCUUUCCACAAUGUGUAAAAACGGGAAUGCUGAUCUCGCCAUUGACAUCUUCGAGAAGCUCUAUGAAACGGGCUGCCCCCUAAACGUGUGUUCUUAUAAUUCAAUGACGGUUGCUUUGUGGAACAACGGGGAAAGAACCAAGGCUCUGAAUGUGGUCUGUCAAAUGAUACACAAGGGGAUUGAACCCGACAGGAUUACGUAUAGUACACUGAUAUCUUGUUUAAUCAAAGACGAGAUGGUGGAUGAGGCCAUGGCGCUGUUGAAAGAGAUGGAAAGACGCGGUUUUCCAUCUACAGUCUACAUUUACAACAGCGUUCUGCUCGGGCUGUGCAAAUCUCGUAGACUAGACGAGGCGAUUGAUAUCCUAGAAGAAAUGAGUGUAAAGCGCUGCCAGCCAAACGUAAAUACUUACAUUAUACUAGUUAAAGGCAUUGGUUUUCAAGGAUGGAUAGACGAGGCUAUAGAGCUGGCGACCACGCUUCUCCACAUGAAUGUUAUUUCGAAGAAAUCAAUGUCUCGGAUGAGCUUUACCUUCAAUGAUGCUUAGAAUUAGAAAACCUUUUGUUUCAAGAUCGAAUGGAAAACCGAGAGGUUUCGUUCUUCUUCUGUAAUGGUGGUUGGAGAUUUGUGAUUGUCUUUGUUUUGAUAUCUCAAGAGUUUUUGAUUCUCCAAGGAUUCAAAAUACCAAAACCUCUCUUGUUUUGUAGAAUGCAGAAGAUAUUGAGAUGCAUUUCUGUUGAUAAAGAGCACCAAAAAGCUUUGAAUUU